GGGAGGAGGGGAAGGUUGAGGAGGAAGGAGGGGGAGCGGGAGGAGCGGCCGGGCCUGGGGCCUUGAGGCCGGGAGAGCCGGGAAGCUGGGCCGGCGCGCCGAGAUGUUGCUGCCGCUGCUGCUGCCGCUGGCGCCGCUCUUCCUCCGCCCCCCGGGCGCGGGCGGGGCGCAGACCCCCAACGCCACCUCAGAAGGUUGCCAGAUCAUACACCCGCCUUGGGAAGGGGGCAUCAGGUACAGGGGCCUGACUCGGGACCAGGUGAAGGCUAUCAACUUCCUGCCGGUGGACUAUGAGAUUGAGUAUGUGUGCCGGGGAGAGCGCGAGGUGGUGGGGCCCAAGGUCCGAAAGUGCCUGGCCAACGGCUCCUGGACAGAUAUGGACACACCCAGCAGAUGCGUCCGCAUCUGCUCCAAGUCAUAUUUGGCCCUGGAAAAUGGGAAGGUUUUCCUGACGGGUGGGGACCUCCCCACUCUGGACGGAGCCCGGGUGGAUUUCCGAUGUGACCCUGACUUCCAUCUUGUGGGCAGCUCCAGGAGCAUCUGUAGUCAGGGCCAGUGGAGCACCCCCAAGCCCCACUGCCAGGUGAAUCGAACGCCGCACGCAGAACGGCGCGCAGUGUACAUCGGGGCGCUGUUCCCCAUGAGCGGGGGCUGGCCCGGGGGCCAGGCCUGCCAGCCCGCGGUGGAGAUGGCGCUGGAGGACGUCAAUAGCCGCAGGGACAUCCUGCCGGACUAUGAGCUCAAGCUCAUCCACCACGACAGCAAGUGUGACCCAGGCCAAGCCACCAAGUACCUGUAUGAGCUGCUCUACAACGACCCCAUCAAGAUCAUCCUCAUGCCUGGUUGCAGUUCCGUCUCCACGCUUGUGGCUGAGGCUGCCAGGAUGUGGAACCUCAUCGUGCUCUCCUACGGCUCCAGCUCACCGGCCCUGUCCAACAGGCAGCGCUUUCCCACAUUCUUUCGAACUCAUCCGUCGGCCACGCUCCACAACCCUACCCGUGUGAAGCUCUUUGAAAAGUGGGGCUGGAGGAAGAUCGCCACCAUCCAGCAGACCACUGAGGUCUUCACCUCGACUCUGGACGACCUCGAGGAGCGAGUGAAGGAGGCUGGAAUUGAGAUUACUUUCCGCCAGAGUUUCUUCUCAGAUCCAGCCGUGCCAGUCAAAAACCUUAAGCGCCAGGAUGCCCGCAUCAUCGUGGGACUUUUCUAUGAGACUGAAGCCCGGAAAGUGUUUUGUGAGGUGUACAAGGAGCGGCUCUUCGGGAAGAAGUAUGUCUGGUUCCUCAUUGGGUGGUACGCUGACAACUGGUUCAAGACCUAUGACCCAUCCAUCAACUGCACAGUGGAUGAGAUGACCGAGGCCGUGGAAGGCCACAUCACCACCGAGAUUGUCAUGCUGAACCCUGCCAACACCCGCAGCAUCUCCAACAUGACAUCCCAGGAGUUUGUGGAGAAACUGACCAAGAGACUCAAGAGACACCCCGAGGAGACAGGUGGUUUCCAGGAGGCACCGCUGGCCUACGAUGCCAUCUGGGCCUUGGCGCUGGCCCUGAACAAGACGUCUGGAGGGGGUGGCCGUUCAGGGGUGCGCCUGGAAGACUUCAACUAUAACAACCAGACCAUCACCGACCAAAUCUACCGGGCAAUGAACUCCUCGUCCUUCGAGGGUGUCUCUGGUCACGUGGUGUUUGAUGCCAGUGGCGCCCGGAUGGCCUGGACGCUCAUCGAGCAGCUGCAGGGGGGCAGCUACAAGAAGAUCGGCUACUAUGACAGCACCAAGGAUGAUCUUUCCUGGUCCAAGACGGACAAGUGGAUCGGAGGGGCCCCCCCGGCUGACCAGACCCUGGUCAUCAAGACAUUCCGCUUCAUGUCCCAGAAACUCUUCAUCUCGGUCUCUGUGCUCUCCAGCCUUGGCAUUGUCCUGGCUGUGGUCUGUCUGUCGUUUAAUAUCUACAACUCUCAUGUCCGUUAUAUCCAGAACUCCCAGCCCAACUUGAACAAUCUGACGGCUGUGGGCUGCUCCCUGGCGCUGGCUGCCGUCUUCCCCCUCGGGCUGGAUGGUUACCACAUCGGGAGAAGCCAGUUCCCCUUCGUCUGCCAGGCGCGUCUCUGGCUCUUGGGUCUGGGCUUUAGCCUGGGCUACGGCUCCAUGUUCACUAAGAUCUGGUGGGUCCACACGGUCUUCACAAAGAAGGAGGAGAAGAAGGAGUGGAGGAAGACCCUGGAGCCCUGGAAGCUGUACGCCACGGUGGGCUUGUUGGUGGGCAUGGAUGUCCUCACUCUUGCUGUCUGGCAGAUCGUGGACCCUUUGCACCGGACCAUUGAGACUUUUGCCAAGGAGGAGCCGAAGGAAGAUAUUGACGUGUCCAUCCUGCCCCAGCUGGAGCACUGCAGCUCCAAGAAGAUGAAUACGUGGCUCGGCAUUUUCUAUGGUUACAAGGGGUUGUUGCUGCUGCUGGGCAUCUUUCUUGCUUACGAGACCAAGAGCGUGUCUACGGAGAAGAUCAAUGACCACCGGGCUGUGGGCAUGGCCAUCUACAAUGUGGCGGUCCUGUGCCUCAUCACUGCCCCGGUCACCAUGAUCCUGUCCAGCCAGCAGGACGCAGCCUUCGCCUUCGCAUCUCUUGCCAUAGUGUUCUCCUCCUAUAUUACUCUGGUCGUGCUCUUCGUGCCGAAGAUGCGCAGGCUGAUCACCCGGGGAGAGUGGCAGUCGGAGGCGCAGGACACCAUGAAGACGGGCUCGUCCACCAACAACAACGAGGAAGAGAAGUCCCGGCUGUUGGAGAAGGAGAACCGGGAGCUGGAGAAGAUCAUUGCUGAGAAAGAGGAGCGUGUCUCCGAGCUGCGCCAUCAGCUUCGGUCUCGGCAGCAGCUCCGCCCCCGGCGCCACCCCCCUACGCCCCCAGACCCCUCGGGGGGCCUGCCCAGGGGCCCCCAUGAGCCCCCCGACCGGCUCAGCUGUGACGGGAGCCGGGUUCAUUUGCUGUACAAGUGAGGGCCCAAGGGGGGGAGGAGGGGCUGGGGGAAGGCCUCCUCUGUGAGUCGGGUCGUCUGGGUCCCCAGGACUGU
Odobenus rosmarus divergens (Pacific walrus) is the source of this 3069-nucleotide messenger RNA. RefSeq names its product gamma-aminobutyric acid (GABA) B receptor, 1 (gene GABBR1). The transcript is spliced from 23 exons. Gene Ontology annotation, biological process: gamma-aminobutyric acid signaling pathway; G protein-coupled receptor signaling pathway. The record is from RefSeq and is a predicted model, not a curated record. Gene Ontology annotation, cellular component: membrane; G protein-coupled receptor heterodimeric complex. NCBI's taxonomy places the organism in Eukaryota, Metazoa, Chordata, Mammalia, Carnivora, Odobenidae. Bases 104 to 2995 code for a protein of 963 amino acids. Gene Ontology annotation, molecular function: G protein-coupled GABA receptor activity.